Messenger RNA from Gongylonema pulchrum, 186 nucleotides. The record is from the annotation of a GenBank genome assembly. Lineage: Eukaryota; Metazoa; Nematoda; Chromadorea; Rhabditida; Gongylonematidae.
GUGAAUGGGGUGAACGUUGAAUGGGAAAGUCAUGAGAAGGCGGUUGAACUGCUGAAAUCAGCGAGAGGCACCGUGAAGCUAGUGGUACGGUACACACCGCGACUCCUGGACGAAAUGGAACGUCGAUUUGAGCGACAGCGACGUCGAGCCAACCAAAAUAGCCCGGCACCUGUCUUUAAGCGAUAA